GGCAUAGCAGGCACCGAUGUGGCGAAAGAGGCCUCUGACAUCAUCCUGACUGAUGACAAUUUCUCCAGCAUCGUCAAGGCGGUGAUGUGGGGUCGCAAUGUUUAUGACAGCAUCUCCAAAUUCCUGCAGUUCCAGCUCACUGUCAAUGUGGUGGCCGUCAUCGUAGCCUUCACCGGGGCCUGCAUCACCCAGGAUUCUCCUCUCAAGGCAGUACAGAUGCUGUGGGUGAAUCUCAUUAUGGAUACAUUUGCUUCCUUGGCACUUGCCACCGAGCCCCCAACUGAGGCCCUGCUGCUGCGCAAGCCCUAUGGACGCAACAAACCCCUCAUAUCCCGGACCAUGAUGAAGAAUAUUUUGGGCCAUGCUGUGUACCAGCUCAUUAUCAUCUUCACCCUCCUCUUUGUGGGAGAGGUUAUAUUUGACAUCGACUCUGGCCGCAACGCUCCCCUGCAUUCUCCGCCCUCGGAGCAUUACACCAUCAUCUUUAACACCUUUGUCAUGAUGCAGCUGUUCAAUGAGAUCAAUGCCCGCAAAAUCCACGGAGAGCACAAUGUCUUUGAUGGCAUUUUUGGCAACCCCAUCUUCUGCAGCAUUGUCUUGGGCACCUUUGGCAUACAGGUCAUUGCCACCAUCCCUACCAGCCAUCUUAAAUGCCUGAAGGAAGCAGGACAUGGCCCUGGUAAGGAUGAGAUGACAGAUGAGGAAAUGGCUGAGGAUGAGGAGGAAAUUGACCAUGCCGAACGAGAGCUGCGCCGUGGCCAGAUCUUGUGGUUCCGUGGCCUCAACCGCAUCCAGACCCAGAUCCGCGUAGUGAAAGCGUUCCGUAGUUCACUCUAUGAAGGGCUGGAGAAGCAAGACACCAAGACCUCCAUCCAUAAUUUCAUGACAACGCCUGAGUUCUUGAUCAACGACUACAUCCACAACAUUCCUCUCAUUGACGAUACAGACGUGGAGGAGAGCGAGGGUCCCCUAAGACAGCACUUCAGGGCCAGUCCCCCACCAUCUCCCAACAAGAACAACAAUGCCAUCGACAGUGGCAUCUACCUUAGCACCGAUGUCAGCAAGACACCUACCUCCUCAUGCAGCCCAGUUAGCCCACUCCACAGCAUGGAAACCUCCCUCUAACACAACCCUACCAUGCAACCAGUUGAAUUGACUUUGUUCACAACAAGAGGUGUCCAGUUCCUCCCGGGAGGUAGGCUAGCUAAGGAAGGAUGGGAAGCCGACAGGAGAUGACACUUCACCUCUUGGACUCAAUGGAGUUGGAAAGGACAAGGUUUUCUGCCAUUGGAUGGCUCAGGCAACCAGAGACAUGCUGACUUGAUGCAAGGAAAGCAAAUCGUAGAGGGGGAGAAACGUUUUCUUCAAUCACGCGAGAGCAUUGGGCUGAGCCCAGGGAGUGUACAGGAAAACCACCCAUUUCUCUAAUCUGUUCUUUGGGGUGCUUUUGGACACAACCACACUCACCAAACCCACAAAUGAUUCUGCAAUUGUGGGGGGGUUGCUUUGAUUUUUUCUUGUGGGACCUCUUUUUUCUCCUCUCCCCCCCGGCCCCAAUGUUUAAAAAAAGAAACUAUAUUUGCACCAGAAAAAGGAAGAAA
Molecule: messenger RNA, 1601 nt
Organism: Thamnophis sirtalis
Lineage: Eukaryota; Metazoa; Chordata; Lepidosauria; Squamata; Natricidae
Source: RefSeq, a predicted model, not a curated record